AUGUGAUGACAUUUGUCAAACUGAAAAAUCGUGAGCAGUCGUCGUAAUUUUUGGUAAUUUUCAAGAGUUGAAAUUAAUUUAUUUUCAACUAAAUGUGCAGCAUGGAGCAGAAACCUUUGUUCAGGGACCUGACGGCAGAAGAUCCGGAGCCCGAGAUGACCGAAAUAGAAUCAUUAUGUAUCAACUGCUACAAAAACGGCUCCACCAGGUUGUUACUGACUCGCAUCCCGCACUACAAGAACAUAGUGAUCAUGUCCUUCAGCUGUGAGUUCUGUGGGUACGAGAACAAUGAGAUACAGCCGGGAGGUGCCUUCGCUGAGAUGGGGGUCAGAUGGAAGCUGCGCGUGGAAAGCAACUCCGACCUGAACCGCCAGGUGGUGAAGAGCGACUACACGUCCAUCAAGAUACCAGAGGUGGACUUUGAGAUACCAGCACAGAGUCAGAAGGGAGAGGUGACUACAGUGGAAGGUAUCAUCACCCGUGCGGUAGCCGGCUUAACCCAGGACCAGGAGGCGAGGAGGAUUCAGCACCCUGAGGCUGCAGCUCAGAUAGAUGCCUUCGUAGAACGUCUGCAAGGGCUCCGGACCUUGGACACCCCGUGGACUCUGCUGCUGGAGGACAUCAGUGGCAACUGCUUCAUAGAGAACCCCGAGGCGCCCACGAGGGACCCGCGCGCCGUGCGCAGCGACUUCAGGCGCAGCACCGAGCAGGACCACGCGCUGGGCAUCUUCACACGGGAGGAGGUGUCCGACACUUUACCGGGGACCCUGACCCCGGCGGACCCCAGUCAGGGCGCUUUCGACCGCAUGGUCGCCGACGAGGUGCUGCAGUUCCGCACCAACUGUCCUGACUGCAACGCGCCGGCGGACACCAACAUGAAAGUUACCAAAAUCCCGCACUUCAAGGAGGUGGUUAUAAUGGCGACGGUGUGCGAGGCGUGUGGGCAUCGGACCAAUGAGGUGAAGUCGGGUGGCGGUAUAGAGGAGAAGGGCGUGAAGUUCGAAGUUCGCGUGGCCUCCAAGGACGACUUCUCCAGGGAUAUCCUUAAGUCGGAGACAUGCAGCAUGUCCAUCCCGGAGCUGGAGCUGGAGGUGGGCGGCGCGGCGCUGGGCGGGCGCUUCACCACGGCCGAGGGGCUGCUGCGGGCCUGCCUCGAGCAGCUGCGGCACGCGCCGGCGCUGAGCGAGCACCGGCCGGCCAGCGAGCGGCUCGCGCUGUGAGUGUAGUCACAGCUGGAGCUGGGCGGGCGCUCCGCCCCGGCCGAGGGGCUGCUGCGGGCCUGCCUCGAGCAGCUGCGGCACGCGCCGGCGCUGAGCGAGCACCGGCCGGCCAGCGAGCGGCUCGCGCUGUUCAUGGAGAAGUUGGAAGAGGUGCUGGAGAGCAAGCGACCCAUCACCAUCGUGCUGGACGACCCAGCCGGCAACUCCUAUGUGCAGAACCUCAACGAUGACCCCGAGCAGUAUGACGAUGGUCUCAAAGUAACUCACUACGAGAGAAGCUUCGAACAGAACGAAGAUCUGGGACUGAACGACAUGAAGACAGAGGGCUACGAACAGACUGACAGCUGAUCAUUCCUUAUAAUUAAUAUAUAUUUAUUUAAUUAAAUUUAACUUUCUCUCCUAUUGUUGAGUGACAAUGUAAAGAAUACAGAGUCAGAUGAAAGUGGGCUUACUUAAAAGACAUAUUAAAUUCUUUUUUUUUAAUGACUAGCUUUGAAUUCUAGCCCUAUAUGCGGAUUGUUUUCUCUUUGGCUUAUUAAUGUCAAAAGAUAAGUGAAAGCUAUGUUAUUGUGAAUCUAAAUAAAGAUUUACUUUUUAUUUUAACUAAAGGUCUCUCUUUAAUUUUUGCUGUGGACUGUGGUUCUCAAGAGUGGACGUGGAUUCGACUACCCACCCUGACAUCUCAUUACGAUUGUGUAUUGUAGAAAGAAUUUUCGAUUUUGCCCUACUCAGCACGAGUUAAAUGUAUGCUUGUAAAAUAUUGUAAAACUUUUAUACCAAUUAUAACAUUAUGUUUAUUGUU
Molecule: messenger RNA, 2022 nt
Organism: Bicyclus anynana (squinting bush brown)
Lineage: Eukaryota; Metazoa; Arthropoda; Insecta; Lepidoptera; Nymphalidae
Gene: Zpr1
Product: zinc finger protein ZPR1
Exons: 11
Coding region: 93-1220 (375 amino acids)
Cellular component (GO): cytoplasm; nucleus
Molecular function (GO): zinc ion binding
Source: RefSeq, a predicted model, not a curated record